AUGCUGGUGGACUGGCUGAGGAGGAGGAAUCAGAUCACCGCGGUUCUGUCCGUCAAGGAUCUCAACGGCAACACGGCCCUGCAUGCUGCAGCUCAAUUUGGAUGUCCAGGGUAUGUAUAUAAAACAUGCAUAAUUGCGGAAAAAAUAGUGAAACUUGUGAAAUUAAACAGACUGAAUUCCGACAAGAAGACUGCUCUAGACCUUGCCAAAAUGUUCCAUCAAACUGCAGUGGAAAAAAUCUUAGAAGACAAAGGGGCCAAGGAAAGCAUGGACAUUAACAUACCUCUAACAACAACCGACUACGUCCUCACUGAAUCAACCUUGCAUGAAAAAAUAUCCCGAGACUACUACUACCUCACGGCGCAGCUCAUCCUCGAGAUGCGCAACACCAUCUUGGUAGUGGCCACACUCAUCGUGGCCGCCACCUACCAGGGGGUGCUCCAGCCCCCUGGCGGAGUCUAUCCCUCUCCCGACCCAGAAACCCUAGUGAGCCGCCUCCACCCUAGUAUGGGGCGGAGACUGCUGCAGUUAGGAGAUGACACUGUUCUUGAUCCUCCACGUCUGCUUGGUGUUCAUGUGCAUUAUUACACGGGCAUCUCCAACAUGAUCUAUUACAUGUCGCUCUACGCCAUUGUCGGGGCUUAUGUCGUGAAGCUCCUGUAUUAUCCGGUGAAAGCGCUCCUUGUCGAUGAGGAUUGGUGGCUGCGGGGACUCAGUGUCAAAUUUGCCAAUCGUUUUAGCGGAUCCCAAGGGAAAUUCUCCGAUGCUGUUAUGAAGAUGAAGAAGCAGCACACUGUGCUACGUCUUAAUUGA
Molecule: messenger RNA, 813 nt
Organism: Salvia splendens (bonfire salvia)
Lineage: Eukaryota; Viridiplantae; Streptophyta; Magnoliopsida; Lamiales; Lamiaceae
Exons: 3
Coding region: 1-813 (270 amino acids)
Cellular component (GO): plasma membrane
Source: RefSeq, a predicted model, not a curated record